AUCGAGCAUAUUUCCUUAUCACGAAAUUUUACCUGAAUUUUUUGUUUUAAAUGUUUUUCAAAAUUUGUUUUCGUUUUCAUUUAAUUAAUUAAUUAAUUUACCUAAAUGCUUUAUACUGAUUUAUGAUUUGAUUUGCCCGGGUUUUAAGCUUGCGAUGUCUUGCACCGAAGGAGCGAUUUUGGGUGCUCUUCGAAAGCAUUUCAAAUUUGAAGGCUUCAAAAACGAUUUGCAACGGAAUGCAGUCCACGCUGUUUGUAGAGGGGAGAACGAUAUAUUCAUCUCGAUGCCAACUGGCUCUGGAAAAUCGCUGUGUUUUCAGCUUCCUGCAGCUGUGCAAAGCAACAAAGUUGCCAUUGUAUUUUCACCUCUGUUGGCGCUGAUAAAAGAUCAGAUAGACCAUCUUCAGAAAUUGCGCAUUCCUGCGGAAACAAUAAACAGUAAGAUGACAUCUAGCGAUCGUUUUCGGGUUACUUACGAUCUCAAAAGCGUGAGAACUAAAACAAGAUUACUGUAUGUUACUCCGGAGCAAGCGGCCACUUCCUAUUUCAAAGCUAUAAUUGCUGAUUUAAAUUACAACAAUAAACUUUCCUAUAUCGUCGUAGAUGAAGCUCAUUGCGUUAGCGAAUGGGGUCACGAUUUCAGACCCGAUUACCUCAAAUUGGGUAAUUUUCGUCAAGAAUAUUCUCGUGUUCCGUGGAUAGCUUUGACGGCUACUGCUAAUAAAAAUGUGAUGGCUGAUAUAAUCAAGCAGUUAAAAUUGAAGGAACCAUUAACCUUCAAAACGUCUUCUUUUCGGGAGAAUAUCCACUACGAUGUAAUUUUUGAAGAUAAUAUUCAGAAUUCAUUAGACCAUUUGAAGCAAUUCAUUUUAGAAUGUAUAGGAGACGACGCAGAAAGUAUUCCAUUGAAUCAAAGAGGCUGUGGGAUUGUGUAUUGUCGAACUAGAGAACAAACUGAGUACUUGGCAGAUAUAUUGAAUAAAAAAGGAAUUACGGCUUUAUGUUAUCACGCUGGAUUGAAAGAUAGAGAACGUCACACAGUUCAAGAAGCAUGGAUGGAUGGUCAUGUUAAAGUUAUCGUUGCGACCAUAAGCUUUGGUAUGGGAGUCGAUAAGGGAUCUGUUCGUUUUGUAGUACAUUGGGGUAUAUGCGCAAGCAUACCAGCGUACUCUCAAGAAUCUGGUCGUGCUGGAAGAGAUGGAAAACAAUCUUACUGUCGUUUAUAUUAUUCAAAGCAAUCGAAGAAAUCUUUGAGUUUUUUGUUGCAACAAGAAGUCAACAGGGUUCCAAAAGAGAAACAAGAAAAAGCAAAAUCAGCAUUGCUUGAUUUUGAAAAAAUGGUGCAGUACUGCGAAAGCGUAAAGUGUCGCCAUGCGUCAAUUGCAGAUUUUUUCGGUGAUGAAACCCCCGAUUGUAGAAAUCGUUGUGAUGUUUGUAGUAAUGAAACGUUUGUCAGAUCGCAAUUGAAUUUGUUCAACGAAAAUAGUUCUCAACCGUAUCGUACAACGGCAGUAUCCUCUGAAACUUACGAAAGUGGGUUUGAUGACUUGUAUGGUGGAGGACGUCGUGGACAAUCACGAGACUAUGAUGACCAUAGUGAUGACGGUGAUUCGAGUACCACUCAUAAGAAAGACAAAGCGCUGGAAAAAGAAAUUAAUAGACAAUUUUUAAUGAGAAAAUCAAAUCCGCGUGAAAAUGCCCUCAUAGAAGAAGAAAUACUUGCAAAAUCAUCGAUCGUUAAGGCAGCCGAAAGUACUAGACGCAAAAUUGAUGGGCUUUCGUUAAAGACUAGAGAAGAUUAUGUGCCUUAUUUACAAGGUUUGCUUGAGAAGAAUUUCACCGCGUGUUCAUCUAUUGACCCUCCUAACUAUAACCUUACGCUUCAGAAUAUGAAAAAUGCUGCCAUCGAUCUCGAAUACUCAGUAUUCAGUUCUUGUACUUCGAUUCCCGUGUACAAAAAGAAAAUUGCAAAAAUGGGUUCUGAUAUUAAAACAUCUACUAUUAACCAUAAAUUAUUCGAAGAGCUGAAAAAUUACUAUCCCGAGCAAGUUUGUCGUGUUAAAGGAACUCUUAGAGAAGCAGUUACACCACGCCCGCCAUCGAAUCCAUCAAGUAAUAGUUCUCAAGGAAUAAAGACGGCUAGAGAACUACUUGAAUAUCUACAACAAAAUCAGCGGCACGUGCAGAGAACCGGAAUGAAAAAAGAUACAAUGCAGCAGCAAACUCUUACGUCUUAUUUUAACAAAAACACCAUUGAAGUUUCGCCGAAAGAAAAUGUAGUUGAAACCGUCGACCUAGUGAAAGAAGAACCUCCGAAUGUGGAAUCAUCCGAAAAUAACAAUAUUGAGAUCGAGGUGAAAAACGAAUUAACCAGAGACGAGUACAUGAACGAUGCAACUUUCAAUACGGAAAUAGACAUUGAUGAUAAUAAAUCAUCAUUCAAAUACGGACCGGCUGCAUUUCUUUUAAAUUCCUCGUCUGGUUCCAAAUCGGAAAGUAGCUAUUCAAACGCCUAUACAAAGGAGGGAUGUGGCUCCAGUGAUGAUUAUGUCUCUGAUACUAAAACGAAAAAGAAGAGGGUGUCGCAUCAAAACCCGCCGACAAAAAAUUCAGCCACCUACUCCACUAAUUAUAGCACGAAGAAUCCAGAAAAUACAUUUGAUGAAGAUGAUUCUUCAUCGUUAGCAAGCUCAUCUAGGUCUUGCGUUGAUACAUCAGAUGAGAUUCGCCAUCAAAAAGCCGUUCAGUUUACAACAGCCUUAAGCGAAUACAUGAGCAGAGGAAAAGAUCAGAAGAAACGGAUUAGAGUUGUCUUGGAGCCAAGCAAAACUAAAAACGAUUCUGAUGUCAGUGAACCAAAAAGAAUUAAACCAGAAUCAUCGCAUUUGCGUCACACAUUGUUCAGUUUAUCUUCUAGUUCGAGUCGACAUCGCAGUGAUGAGAGUUGCUCGAAACGUAACAAACCUGAAUUUCUGGCUGAUGAUAUUCCUCGAGUAAAUUGUUUAGACUCGAAUGGAAUGUUGAAUCCUGAUAAAGUUGCAAUGAAGCACGAAGUCGCUGGUUCGGUUAAAAAAUAUUUGCAAAAUUAUAUGGAUAAUGGUAAAUUACCCAGAGAACUAUUCAAAUCCGUGUGCAGAAAUAUUGUCCAUAAAAUUUGUUCAACUCCUGAAUUCGCGACGGAUGAAAAUGUUAGAGUUUACAUGGAAAAAUUAUUUGCGAUGAAAACUAGAUUUGAGACUGAAGAAGAAACCAACCAAGCGAUGAAAAAAAUAAGUAUUGCUGCUCUGAGAUGAGAUUCAAAUUCUGUUUACUCUAUUUUAGGAGUUUAUUUUUAUUUUUGCAAAGUUAUUAUACCAUUAAGUUUGUUUAAAACGUUCAUGUUAAUUGUGAUUGUGAGGUUUUUUAUUGAUGGCUAUUAAAUUUUUUUACUAAAAGUA
Messenger RNA from Planococcus citri (citrus mealybug), 3436 nucleotides. Its product is annotated as ATP-dependent DNA helicase Q5-like. Gene Ontology annotation, cellular component: chromosome; nucleus; cytoplasm. Gene Ontology annotation, molecular function: 3'-5' DNA helicase activity; ATP binding; four-way junction helicase activity. The coding region runs from base 155 to 3292 and encodes 1045 amino acids. NCBI's taxonomy places the organism in Eukaryota, Metazoa, Arthropoda, Insecta, Hemiptera, Pseudococcidae. The record is from RefSeq and is a predicted model, not a curated record. Gene Ontology annotation, biological process: double-strand break repair via homologous recombination. The transcript has 13 exons.